AUGAGUAAUGGCGGUGAUUGGUAUCAAAAUGCUGUCGUCAGGCAUGAACUUAAAAAUAUACCUUAUGAGAGUUUUAAAAAAACUGGGAGGUUAGGUAGAGGUGGUUUUGGUGAUAUAUAUUCUGCUACUUGUAAAUCAAUUCCAACGAUUCCAGAAGUGAUAGCAUUAAAGGGAGUAUCCUUUGAGGAAGAAGAUAAUGAAAUGAAUGAUAUUCUUGAUCGGUUGAAAUCAACAAGUCUUAUUCCAGUUUUUGAAGAUUCGAUAAUUCCCGAAUCAGAAGCACCAUCUGAUCUAUAUUUACCAAAUAUCGAUCACGAUUUUGCAUCACUUUCAAUCAUUAGGGAUCCAGAUAUUUCAACAAAUGCUACUGAUCAACAUGCUUUGUCAUCUGUCAGCCCAAAAAAUAAUUCAGGAACUACAUUUAAGCCAAUAAAAAUUUCAUUAAAAAAUUUAGAUGAAUUGUGGGAUUUUUUUGAAAAACUUUUGCACAUCCACUCUGAUGAUUCUGUAAUUAAGCUUUUGAUUCUUCAAUAUUUAGAAACACACAAAAUUCAUGAAACUGAAAUUUUUAAUCUCCUUUAUGAUAAUCAGACAAAUGCUAACAAUAAUUGUUUACUCGGAUUUUUUUAUUAUGUUGGAAUUGGAACAAAUCAAAACUAUGAUGAAGCAUUUCGAUCAUUUAUUAAUGCUACGCAGGGCAAUAACUGGAUUGCUCAAUCCUACACAGGUUAG
Molecule: messenger RNA, 732 nt
Organism: Dentiscutata erythropus
Lineage: Eukaryota; Fungi; Glomeromycota; Glomeromycetes; Diversisporales; Gigasporaceae
Source: the annotation of a GenBank genome assembly